AUGUGCUUUGGCGUCAUCAAGAGCUGGAACCAAGAGAAGGGCUUCGGCUUCGUCGCGUCGCCGGACCUCGCGGCUCACGGCGUGGACGGGGACGCCUACCUGCACAUCUCGCAGAAGGGGGACCACGAGGUGGGCAGCGAGGUCGCCUUCACCCUGCAGCUUGUCAACGGCAGGCCGCAGGCCCGGAGCCUCAAGACCCCGGAGGAGGGCCGGGCGGAGGGGGCGCAGUCGGAGGCCCUCGGCCAGGCCGAGAAGGAGAUGAUGGGCCAGCUCCAGGCCGGCAUGGGCGCCUCCGCGCCGGGCAAGGGCCACGACCCUCGGGAGCAGGUGCUCGGGACCUGGGUCGGCACCAUCAAGAGCUAUAACCACGAGAAGAAGUUCGGAUUCCUCUCUUGUAUUGAGCUGAACGCGAUGAGCGGAGUUCCGGGCGACGUCUACCUGCACGACAGGGUGAUGACGGGCUUCGCGGUCCGAGCACGACCAGAGCUCCCGAGCGGCGGUGUGCUGGCACAUUGGGUGUUCAGGGCACGGCCCGCAUGCCGCCUGUUAGAGGUGGCGACGGGGCUGGAUGGCACAGGGGGGGUGUCCUGUGUCCCCGACCAGCGCCUGGCGUGCCUGGCGGGUGGCAGGGGGGCGUUGGACGUGUACGUGCACCUCUGA
This is a messenger RNA of Prorocentrum cordatum, 660 nucleotides long. The record is from the annotation of a GenBank genome assembly. NCBI's taxonomy places the organism in Eukaryota, Dinophyceae, Prorocentrales, Prorocentraceae.